Messenger RNA from Manduca sexta (tobacco hornworm), 6653 nucleotides. It is a transcript of the gene Chd1, whose product is annotated as chromodomain-helicase-DNA-binding protein 1. Bases 399 to 5921 code for a protein of 1840 amino acids. The record is from RefSeq and is a predicted model, not a curated record. NCBI's taxonomy places the organism in Eukaryota, Metazoa, Arthropoda, Insecta, Lepidoptera, Sphingidae. Gene Ontology annotation, biological process: nucleosome organization; regulation of transcription by RNA polymerase II. The transcript is spliced from 24 exons. Gene Ontology annotation, cellular component: nucleus; chromatin. Gene Ontology annotation, molecular function: chromatin binding; ATP binding; histone binding.
GAUGGCAAUAUGGCUGUAGCUUUCGAGUUUCGCUGGCAGUGAGCGGUGCUCGAACAUUUCUCGUGUAGGACUACUGUAUCCGACGGUUUCAAAGUUUCAUUUUUGAUUUUUUUAGUAGUCAUUGUUUCUGUUUACCUCAAUUUGUUUAUAGUUUUGUGGCAAAAAUAUAGUUUUUCAUUACCGUCGUCACCAGAAUUCAUUCGUCGACAAAAUGGCGUCGCUUGACAAGAUUUUACUGCAGAAUAUUUUUUCACAUUUCAUUGUCUUAUUAUAAAAAUAUGAAGAAAAAUGUUGUAAUAUAUGUUUUAUUAGAAGUUUUUUCAAUGAAUUAUUCAGGUUUUGCUAUAUUUGGUCUAUAAUUAUAUAAGUAACCGUGUAUUCCUGCAAUUUUCUACAAAAUGCGCUUGAAAGGUUCCAUGCAUGAGUCUGAAAGUGAUUCGACUAGUGAAAAGGGGGAGAAGACUGAUUCAAGCGGAUCUGGAUCUGGAAGUGAAAGUGAUAGCGGGUCAAGUUCCUCUGCAUCAGGCUCCCAACGAUCAGGUUCCGAUAAGUCUGCAGAGGAUAGAUCACAUCACAGUGACGAUACAAAAUCAUCACCAAAGCACAGUAAUGCAAAUUCCUCGAAAUCUGAUCAGCAUACAGAUAAAAAUUCUUCAGAUGAUGAUUCUCCUUCAAAAUCGAAAUCACGAAGUCAUAGUAAGGUGAAGUCAGACCUAUGGGAGGAAAACCCAGAUAUCUAUGGCAUCAGAAGAUCUGGACGCUCCCGAAAAGAACCAGAUAGGUUAAAAUUGGCAGACAGUGAUUCCAGUGAGAGAGGCAGAACUCACAGAAGUAAAAGCAGAAAGAAAAGUGAUUCAUGGAAUUCAGACACAUCAGAGAGUGAUAGUGAUUUAGGAGGUUCUCCACCUCCACCAUCAAAGCGACCAGGCCAAAGAAGUAUACCUCUUAGGAAAAAGAAACCAGCUAGAAGAAGAAGAUUCACUAGUGAAGAAGAUGAAAGUUCUGAAGGUUCUGAUGAUGAAACAAAAAGUCGAACAACAACAAGACGUACAGGUGCUGCUGUUAGCUAUAAAGAAGCUAGUGAUGAACAAACUGAUUCUUCUGAUCUUUUGGAGGUGGAAGGUGUGGAUGGCGAGGCGGAGGCUGAACCAGAACCAGAAGAUCACAGUGAAACUAUAGAAAAAGUACUUGGAAUUCGACGAGGGAAGAAAGGAGUCACUGGGAAUGUGACUACAAUUUAUUACAUAGAAGAGCAUGGGGAUCCUAAUGAAGGCUGUGAUCCUAAUGAUGAUGAGUUGAGUGAACCUCAGUACCUGAUCAAAUGGAAAGGCUGGUCACAUAUUCAUAAUACCUGGGAGUCUGAAAAGUCUCUCCUUGAACAAAAAGUCAAAGGAAUGAAGAAAUUAGAAAAUUACAUAAAAAAAGAAGCUGAACUAUCAUGGUGGAGAAGGCAAGCUGGUCCAGAAGACAUUGAUUAUUAUGAAUGUCAAUCUGAAUUACAACAGGAAUUAGUAAAAACAUACAACAAUGUGGAAAGAAUAAUAGCUGAACAAAGACGAGAAUUAGAAUCUGGUGGAACAGCACAUGAAUAUUUUUGUAAGUGGGAAUCUCUGCCAUAUUCUGAGGCAACUUGGGAGGAUUCCAGCUUAAUAGAGAAAAGAUGGCCAGUAGAAGUAGAGCAUUUUAAAAGUAGAGAAGCUGCCAAAUGUACCCCCUCAAGGCACUGUCCUGUUUUAAGAAGAAGACCAAAGUUCCAUCAGGUGAAAGAACAACCUGAAUACAUGGGAAAAGAUCCGAGUUAUGUUUUGAGGGACUAUCAAAUGGAUGGAUUAAACUGGUUGAUACAUUCCUGGUGUAAAGACAACUCAGUCAUUCUUGCCGACGAAAUGGGUUUAGGUAAAACUAUACAGACUAUUUGCUUUUUAUAUUACCUUUUCAAAUCACAACAACUUUAUGGACCAUUCCUAUGUGUGGUGCCAUUAAGUACAAUGACUGCUUGGCAAAGGGAAUUCCAGCAAUGGGCGCCAGACAUUAAUGUUGUCACUUAUAUUGGUGAUCUGACCAGCAGAGAUAUUUUAAGACAAUUUGAAUGGAGUUUUGCUAGUUCGAAAAGACUGAAAUUCAAUGCUAUUCUAACCACAUAUGAGAUUUUAUUAAAAGAUAGACAAUUUUUGAGGUCAUUCAGCUGGGCUUGCUUGCUGGUUGAUGAGGCUCAUAGAUUAAAAAAUGAUGAUUCAUUGUUAUACAAAGCUUUAAAAGAAUUUGAUACAAAUCACAGAUUACUUGUUACUGGUACUCCAUUACAAAAUUCAUUGAAGGAGUUGUGGGCUCUUUUACAUUUUAUAAUGCCUUACAAAUUUGAAUCUUGGGAGGAAUUUGAAAAAGAUCAUGAGGAUGCAGCAACAAAAGGUUACGAAAAGUUGCACAAACAGCUAGAACCCUUCAUUUUAAGAAGGCAGAAAAAAGAUGUUGAAAAAUCUUUGCCUGCCAAGGUGGAACAAAUCUUAAGGGUAGAAAUGACGUCGAUUCAGAAACAAUAUUACAAGUGGAUUCUUACGAAGAACUACAGCGCUCUGCGUAAGGGCGUCAAGGGUUCCAUCAAUACGUUUAUUAAUAUUGUGAUAGAAUUAAAGAAAUGUUGUAAUCAUGCAUUAUUGACGAAACCUGAAGAUUUCGAAUCGCGAGCGUCGCUUGCCACUACAGAUGCCGUUGAGAAAUUACUGAGAGGUUCAGGGAAAUUGCUCUUAUUAGACAAACUGCUGUGCAGGUUAAAAGAAACAGGACAUAGGGUCCUUAUAUUUUCUCAAAUGGUGAGGAUGUUGGACAUUUUGGCGGAGUACUUGCAAAGGAGGCAUUUCCCCUUUCAACGGCUUGAUGGCAGUAUAAAGGGAGAAUUGAGGAAACAGGCUCUUGAUCACUUCAAUGCUGAAGGUUCGCAGGACUUCUGUUUUCUGUUGUCCACUCGCGCUGGUGGUUUGGGUAUAAAUCUCGCUACUGCCGAUACUGUGAUAAUUUUCGAUUCUGAUUGGAACCCCCAAAAUGACUUGCAAGCUCAAGCGCGUGCACAUCGUAUUGGACAGAAAAAUCAGGUCAACAUUUAUAGGUUAGUUACCGCUAGAUCUGUAGAAGAGGAUAUUGUUGAGAGGGCGAAACGGAAGAUGGUUCUGGAUCACCUUGUCAUCCAGCGGAUGGACACCACUGGUAGAACAGUUCUCAAUAAGCGCGAAGGCUCCGCAACCACCGCGAAUAAUCCUUUCAACAAGGAAGACCUGAACGCCAUAUUGAAAUUUGGAGCUGAGGAGUUGUUCAAAGAUGAUGAAGAAAAUGAUGAGGAUCCUGUCUGUGAUAUUGAUGAAAUUUUGCAAAGAGCUGAGACGCGGGAUGAGGUGCCUUCUAUGACGGGAGAUGAACUACUCUCGGCAUUUAAAGUCGCCAGUUUUGCUUUUGACGAAGAGAAAGCUGUUAUGGAGGUCAAAAAAGAUAAUGUCGAAGAAGAGAGCAAAGAUUGGGAUGACAUUAUUCCUGAAAAUGUGAGAAAAACGAUAGCAGAAGAAGAAAAAAUCAAAGAGAUGGAAGACAUAUACUUGCCGCCGCGACGAAAGAACACGCAGCAGAACAAUGCUGACAGCAGAAGCGGUCGCAAGCGGCGUGGUCGCAGCUCUGGCGACGGCGCGGAGGGCGGCGACGGCGGCGACGGCGACGCGGACGACAGCGACGCCAGCGACGCCGACCACAGCGACGGCGACGACCGCCCUCGCAAGCGCGGCCGCCCGCCCGCCUCGCAUCGGGAGAAGAUCAAGGGCUUCACCGACCAGGAGAUUCGUAAAUUCGUUAAGAGUUAUAAGAAAUUUUCGGCACCUCUCAAACAUCUGGACAGUAUAGCGUGUGAUGCAGAACUUCAAGAAAAGCCUCUCGCUGAGCUGAAAAGGUUAGGCGAGAUCUUGCAAGAGAGGUGUAAGGCUGUGCUGAAUGAAACAGAAGCACCAAGUGAGCAAAACGAGGGUCGCAAAAAUAACAGGAAAACAUUUAAACUUGGUGGUGUCCCUGUGAAUGCUAAGACAUUAGCGGCGUGUCAAAAUGAGCUGGCGCCUUUGGAUGAUUUUCUACCUGAUACAAAAGAAGAGAGGCUAAAAUGGCAAUUAGAUUUUAGGACGAGGCCAGCGAAUUUUGAUGUGGAAUGGGGCGUUGCAGAAGAUUCAAAGCUGCUCGCUGGCAUUUAUCAGUAUGGUAUGGGAUCAUGGGAGGCUAUAAAAAUGGACUCUUCCUUUGAAAUAGGUGAUAAGAUCCUAACCAACGAGGAUAAGAAGCCUCAAGCAAAGCAUUUACAAUCUAGGGCAGAAUAUUUGCUAAAACUUAUAAAAAAAUUACUUGAUCAGAAAAAUGGUAAACAAAAACAGAAAAAACCCCGCGUUAGACGAGGUAAUAAAGAACCAGUCACUAAAGACAUUGUCGAAGACGACAUGAGUUCUGCAGAUGACGGCAAAAAAGGAAAGAUUGGCAAAAACGACAAAGGGGACAAAGGAAAAUCGAGGAUGGAAGAUUUAUUAACACAUGAUGAAACUUCUAAUGAUCGGAAAGAAAAAGACAAAAAACGAACGAAGAAGGAGGGCAAAGAUCGGACUAAAGGUGAAAAGUUGAAAGGACGGAAGAAGCCGGCGGGUCCCAUGCAUUUCACAGCCAAUAGCGAGCCCCGGGCGCUUGAGGUUUUGGGCGACCUCGAUCCUUCCGUUUUUGAAGAGUGUAAAGAGAAAAUGAGGCCUGUUAAGAAGGCUCUUCGGGCUCUCGAUAAUCCUGAUCAAACUUUAUCAGAAGCGGAACAAGUUUCUAGAACGAGGGCGUGUCUUACCCAAAUUGGAAAUCAAAUAGACAUUUGUCUGAAGGCCUAUCCAGAUGGUGAGAAAAAAGUGGAAUGGAGGAGUAAUCUCUGGUAUUUUGUGUCGAAGUUUACUAACUUUGAUGCGAAACAGUUGUACAGGUUGUACAAGUAUGGACUAAAGAAAAAUGAAGCAUCAAAACAAAAGGACGGAAAACACAAGGAAAAUGUUAGGGCAAACAACAGGAAUAAUCACAAGACAAAUAACCAUGUGCCACACAAAAGAAAUGCUAAAUCAACUGAAGCAACAGAAAAAAAAGAAAAGAGACCAAAAAUAGAAAAAGAAAAGUCUGAAAAAUCUAAUGAUAAAGUUCCACAGUCUUCAGGAACAAAAAGAAAGCUGGAAGAAGGUGAAUGUGAUCCAGAGCCAAAUGAUAAUAAACGCCACGAAAGACAUAAACUCAAGCACAAGGAUCGCAACCGUAAAGACGGAAGUUUGAAGCAAGACGAUUUGAUGUACAGAGACCGGAGCCGAGUUGAACGAGAUCGUGAUCGCGAUCGCGAUCGUGACCGGGAACGGGAUCGAGAGCGAGAUCGUGAGCGAGAUCGAGACCGAGACCGAGAGCGAGACCGGGAACGUGAUCGAGAAAGAGAUCGCGACCGGGACCGCGAUCGGUCGCGGACACGGCGCGACAGUGGCGGUGUGGGGCCGCCGCGCGUGCGCCCGCCUUACGCCAUGCCGCAUGCGCACGCCGAGCACACGCCCGCGCACCCCGCGCACCCGGCGCACCCCGCGCACGCCGCGCAUGCAGCGCAUCCCGCCGCCUGGACGCCGCCCGCCUAUCCCGGCCCGCGACAGUACCGCGCCGACCGGAAUUCGAGGCAACACGAUAAGAGAAGCAGGUACGGUUUUAGCACAAUGCCUGGCCCGUACAGUGCAUACUACGAGGGCGCCACGUCGAUGGCGAGCGGCAUGGGAUUCCCGCCGGUGCGGCCUUACCCGGACGAGUGGCGUGCCUACGUGCAACCUGAGUACGGGUACGAGGAGAGAGAAUACGAGCGCGAAGUGUACAGGAGAGAUUACGACCGUCGCGCUCCACCCACUUAGAACUCUACUCUCUUCACGAGCUUUGUAAAUAUUGUGUACAUUGUAAAUAAUUGUUAGGGAUCUCUAACUUCGGAGUGUAAGUGACAAAAUAAAUAGUGCUGUGGUUUUUAUCUAAUGAUAAGCGAAACGCAUCGAUUUGACUCUCAAGAAACAUUGAUAAAAUUUUGUGAUUGUGUUAUUUUAAGUGAGACUGUACAUACAGUAAAGUUAUUUAUUGCUGAAGCUAUUGAUUGUCUAUUGAUUGUUGGUGUACAGAUUGUAGACAAAUACCAUUAAUUUUAUAAUAAUGAAUUUUCUCGCCGAUUCUUCUGAUUUUAUGUUUAAAUUCAAUGUACUAUUUAUUUGAUGCCUCAACGUUAGAAUAUUUUGUAUUUAAUUUGACAGAAACAGGUGAUAUAAUAUAGGUCGUAUUAAAUGUACAAAAAUUAGCAAUUGUUUGUAGGUUUGCAUGUAAUUAUAAAUCAUGUGCAAUUUAAAGAAGCAUGUGUAGCUGAAGAGGGGCACAUCAUCUUCGACAUUGCAUUUUAGCAGUGUACAGGAGAGUUUGAUUUGUACAUUAAUUUCUUAUUCUAUGUGCAUUUCUGAGUCAUUGAGACUCGGUAACAGUCCUAUUUUUAUACAUUAUGUAAAGUCUUAUUCUCUGUUACAUACAAAAGAAUGUAAUAAGAGUGAAAGCGUCUUAAAUGGUAUAUGCCAUGAUAAUAAGUAAAUAAAUAAACAUAUUAAAAGUUA